This is a messenger RNA of Sinocyclocheilus anshuiensis, 1084 nucleotides long. Its product is annotated as ubiquitin domain-containing protein 2-like. The record is from RefSeq and is a predicted model, not a curated record. The transcript has 3 exons. NCBI's taxonomy places the organism in Eukaryota, Metazoa, Chordata, Actinopteri, Cypriniformes, Cyprinidae. Gene Ontology annotation, molecular function: protein binding. The coding region runs from base 1 to 687 and encodes 228 amino acids.
AUGCUGUAUUCAUUGGCCAUUGAACCCCUACUUUUUGCACUGGGGCGAAACCAGCCCCUGAAGAGAGAGAAGCCCAAAUGGAAGAGCGACUACCCAAUGACUGAAGGGCAGUUGCGCAGCAAGCGUGAUGAAUUCUGGGAUACUGCACCGGCUUUUGAAGGCCGCAAGGAAAUUUGGGAUGCACUUAAGGCAGCUGCCCAGGCCUUUGAGAGCAAUGACCAUGAACUUGCUCAAGCCAUAAUUGAUGGCGCCAGCAUAACAUUACCACAUGGUGCUCUGACUGAAUGCUACGAUGAGCUGGGGAACCGCUACCAACUGCCCGUCUACUGCCUCUCCCCUCCUGUCAACAUGAUCGAGGAAAAGAGCGAGUCGGAGACCAUUGAGAUCCCAGAAGCUCCAGCUAGCGAAGGCCCGGAGUGCCAGUUGCGUCUGCGUCUCUCCACGGGACGAGAUCUACGCCUGGCCGUUCGCACCAGCGACAAUGUCCAGCAGAUGAAGCGCCGUCUGCAAACCCAGGAAGGUGUAUUGGCCACCAGCCAGCGCUGGUUCUUCUCAGGCCAACCACUCGCUGACAAGAUGAAGCUGGAAGAACUGAAGAUCUCCAGAGACUAUGUCGUCCAGGUGAUUGUCAGCCAGCCUCCCACAACCCCACCACUGCCGCAGAACCCCACUCCUGUGGAAAACUAAUGCCUCAUUGGGGAUAUUAACCACCACACCAAGUGCGCAUGUGAGAGGAUAUCAAUGUGCAUAGGCUGCAAGAUUAUUCAGAAGAUUUCUCUAUUUUUGGAUUUGCCAUUCGAGUCUAGAGUGAUGAACCUCUAGAGGCUUCUCCCUUCAAACACUCACUGCCUUUGACUUAUAGCUUUUCUAAGGGAGUUGAGACUCAGAUUUUCUGUUUAAAAGCCUCAGGUCUAGAAAACUGGAGCCCUGAAUUGAUCAAGAGAAGUCCAAAAAGUAUGGAUUUGGCAAAGGAAACUUAAUAAUGCUUUGUUAUUUUUAAGAUUAUGGAGUUAUAAGCUUCAUAUUCUUUUCUCUUUUUUUCUUGUGACGAGAUCAUAUGUCUGCAAGGCAGACCAGAAGUGUG